Molecule: messenger RNA, 454 nt
Organism: Arvicola amphibius (Eurasian water vole)
Lineage: Eukaryota; Metazoa; Chordata; Mammalia; Rodentia; Cricetidae
Product: programmed cell death protein 5-like
Exons: 1
Coding region: 1-378 (125 amino acids)
Cellular component (GO): cytosol; nucleus
Molecular function (GO): DNA binding
Source: RefSeq, a predicted model, not a curated record
AUGGCAGACGAAGAGCUCGAGGCACUGAGGAAGCAGAGGCUAGUGAAGCUGCAGGCCAAGCACGGGGAUCCUGGUGAUGCAGCCCAACAGGAAGCAAAACAAAGGGAAGCAGAAAUGAGAAACAGUAUCUUAGCCCAAGUUCUGGAUCAGUCAGCCUGGGCCAGGUUAAGUAACUUAGCACUUGUAAAGCCUGAAAAAACUAAAGCAGUAGAGAACUACCUUAUACAGAUGGCUCGGUAUGGACAGCUAAGCAGGAAGGUGUCAGAACAAGGUUUAAUAGAAAUACUUGAGAAAGUCAGCCAACAGACAGAAAAGAAAACAACAGUUAAAUUCAACAGAAGAAAAGUAAUGGACUCCUAUGAAGAUGAAGAUUACUAAGAGGAAAUAUUUGGACUUACGGAGCAGCGUCUAGGGCAGUUACAACCUUUUAAAUGUUUACUUUGUUUAUUGUCUA